AUGUUCACCAGCGACUCUCAACAACCCGACUCGCCGGCUCUGGACGGGAGGUUGAAGAAGCUCCGUUCGGCGUGCGAUGCGUGUCAUGCCGCCAAGGUCCGCUGUUCCGGAGAAGCAACGUGCUCAAGGUGUCUCAGAGACAACGUGCCGUGCCAUUACAGCUACAGAGCCCACCAAGGCAAGCCCAAGGGAAGUCUGAAUAAAAAGACAAUUGAGCGGAUCAAGGCAGCAAGGGCUGCCGCCGAGAGCGAAGCACAGCCGGGCCACAUCACAAGCCAGGGAGGCUCUGCCUGUCCUCGGCCAGGAGACGACGUCCUCGACUUUAUCGAGAUGCCCCCUUCCACAUGCCACAACUCUCCCGACCCAGUCACAGCUACGCCAAGCUCCCAUUUCCCCCUGAUGGGAGAGACGUUUCCUGCAUUUGGAGCCGAUGAUCUUGAUUCCUUCCUGAAUGCGUAUCAGACGCCUCCGCAAAGCCGUAGUUCAAAACCCGUUGGGGAUAUCCCUGUAGCGAGUGACAUGGACCCGGGCUGCAUCUUUGUUGGCACUCCAUCCUCCUCCUCAAGGGAGUACACGGAUGCGGCAGCAAGCUGUUGCUGCGUGAGGACCAUGACGCGGCAAAUCAACCAUGUGCACGCCGCGGCCACGGACCGGUCUGCGGCAGCCCUGGACCAUGUGCUCCACCACACCCGUGAGACAGCAACCUGUGUCUCGCGGUUUCUGCAGUGCCACACGUGUGGUGUCGAGGUCCAGGUCUAUGUGCUCGCCGCCGUCGUGCUCUCUCUCCUCUUGGAAAUCAUGCACCCCCUUACCGACUCGUCGCUCGAGACGUGCCGGCCCCGGGCGCAGAUCAGAGUGGGCAACUAUGACAUGUCGGGCCAGCUGGGCGAUGUGCUGGAGAAGGUGAUUGUGCGCUCCAUGAUCACAAAGCUCCGCCAGGUUGUGGACAAGUUUGAAAUGAGGGUCGAGUUCCUGCGCAGUGAAACCGCCCAGGUGGACUUUCUCAAGUCGGAAGCAAGGCGGCUCAAGAGAGGGUUUGAGAGGAUUGGGGAAGAAACGGCCACGGUGCUGUAG
Molecule: messenger RNA, 1074 nt
Organism: Metarhizium brunneum ARSEF 3297
Lineage: Eukaryota; Fungi; Ascomycota; Sordariomycetes; Hypocreales; Clavicipitaceae
Gene: tcpZ
Product: C6 finger domain transcription factor tcpZ
Biological process (GO): positive regulation of transcription by RNA polymerase II
Cellular component (GO): nucleus
Molecular function (GO): zinc ion binding; sequence-specific DNA binding; DNA-binding transcription factor activity, RNA polymerase II-specific
Source: RefSeq, a predicted model, not a curated record